Messenger RNA from Staurois parvus, 370 nucleotides. The record is from the annotation of a GenBank genome assembly. Lineage: Eukaryota; Metazoa; Chordata; Amphibia; Anura; Ranidae.
ACUGGUGCCACUGACUGGCAGCACUGCUGGGCUGCACUGCUGGGCACAGGUGGGUGCACUGCUGGGUGGCACAGGUGGGCGCACUGCUGGGUGGCACAGGUGGGCGGAGCUAGUGGGCGCACUGCUGGGCACAGGUGGGCAGAGCUAGUGGGUGCAGUGUUGGGCACAGGUGGGCGGAACUUGUGGGUGGCACUGCUGGGUACGAUCAUCAGGGCACUGAUCAGCAGUGCCCUGAACUGCCGGUUCUCUGCAGUACUUUGACCACAAUCUGACGGCGUGAGGAAAGUGCAGCCGAGAACCGGCAAUUGCAUUUCCCGGUGAUCAGCGUGUCAUUGGACACCGCUGAUCACGUGGUAAAAGGCCGCUGUGA